AUGGCACCUGCAGCUACUUCAACUCUCCCAACUGCCCCUCACAACCUUACAGGUCCUAUUGAUAUCAACUUGUUCCCCGAUGGCCUGAAGACCACCGGUCAACAUACCCCCCUCUACGACCACAUCGUCCCCUUCGAAAAGUUCCCCAAGCAGAUCACCGGUCCAACAGUCUGGGAUCCAGAAGAAUACCGUUCCAACCCUGAGAAAUGGACUCACGUCUUUACCGACGAUCAAAUCGCCGAGCUCAGCACAGCUGCUGAUGCCUUCCUCGAAUCCAAGACCCCACUAACGGGAAUCUCCAAGAAAAACUUCAUCCUUCCCAACCUCGCUAGCUACCUGCACACACUGCGCGCCGAUCUCAUCGACGGCAAAGGAUUUAUCCUCUUCAAGGGCUUCCCUGUCGAGAAAUGGGGUAACCACAAAUCUGCCGUCGCCUACAUGGGUCUUGGAACCUACCUUGGCUACUUCGUCAGCCAGAACAGUCGCGGCCAUGUCCUGGGCCACGUCAAGGAUCUAGGCGAGGACUCAACCCAGAUCGACAAGGUCCGCAUAUACCGCACCAACGCCCGCCAGUUCUUCCACGCAGAUGACUCCGAUAUCGUCGGUUUGCUCUGUAUCACUAAAGCCCUUGAAGGAGGCGAGUCUGAUCUUGUCUCUUCCCACAACGUCUAUAACACACUUGCCGUUGAGCGUCCUGAUGUUCUGAAGACUCUCACUGAGCCAAUCUGGUACUUCGAUCGCAAGGGCGAGACAAGUAAGGGACAGGAAGAAUUUAUUCGCACUGCAGUUGUAUACCUUGAGCGUGGCGAGAAUGCCCGUGUUUACACAAAAUGGGAUCCUUACUACGUUCGCUCGCUGGGCCGCUUCAGCGAUGCUGGAAUCAUUCCUCCCCUGACAGAAGCCCAGACUGAGGCUCUGCACGUGCUGGAACAGACUUGCCAGCGUUUGUCGCUGCAUAUGGUUCUCGAUAUCGGUGAUAUUCAAUUCCUCUCGAAUGCGCAUAUUCUGCACGCUCGCACAGCGUACAAGGACCAUGCUCCCCCUCUGCCUCGUCGUCAUUUGAUGCGUCUUUGGUUGGCUACGCCUGAGCACGAGGGUGGAUGGAAGUUGCCAUUCUGGGAUAGCAAUGAGAAGAAGAGAGGUGGUAUUCAGGUUGAUGAUCAGAUCCCUGUUGCGCUCUUGGAUGCAGAGUAA
This is a messenger RNA of Penicillium salamii, 1194 nucleotides long. Lineage: Eukaryota; Fungi; Ascomycota; Eurotiomycetes; Eurotiales; Aspergillaceae. The record is from the annotation of a GenBank genome assembly.